CGAAUUAAUUAGCUGAAAAUGGGAAUACAUUUUAAGCAAUGGGCACUUUUAUUAAUGCCCUUACUAGUUCAAUCAAAUGGAGUAUCGACAAAUGACUCGGUUGGUGUCUCAAAUGUAAUGUCAAUUAUUUGGAUUCUAAUUUAAAGUUAAACGCAGUGCACAAGGGAUUCGAGAGAGAAGGAUUCGGAGUGCGGAACCUACUGCUAUAAAGUGGUUAAACCGCUUCUUAGCUACGCAGCCUCUAUACGUGCAAAGGAAGAACAAUUCGCAGAGUUAGAGAGUAAAAUCAAUGAGCAAAAGGCGACUGUAUUUAAUUUGAGGGAAACUAUCAGGCAAAAGGAUCUUCAACUGACUCAACAAAUCGAACUGACCGCCUUGUAUAAGAGCAAUAAUGCACUGUUAGAGAAACAGCUCGUCUCAAAUGAUGUUCUUAUAAAUAAUCUGCAAUCCAAAGUUAAAUCGGCAGAUUCCCAAAUCAACGAACAAGAUAAAGAACUAAAAAAAUCGCUAUCGAAGCACGAAAAUAAUGAAUUAAAUGUUGCCAAGAUCAAACAACUUGAAUCGAAACUCUCAGAGUGUAAUGCGAUGAGCGAAACAAUCAGGCAAAAGGACCUUCAACUGACCCAACAAAUCGAAUUGACCGCCUCGUAUAAGAGCAAUAUUACAGAGCUGGAGGAACAACUCGUCUCAAAUGGUGUUCUUAUAACUAAUUUGGAAUCCAAAAUUAAAUCGGCAGAUUCCCAAAUCAAUGAAAAAGAUAAAGAAUUAAAGAUAUCAAGAUCUAAGCAUGAAGAUAAUGAAUUAAAUGUGGCCAAGAUCAAACAACUUGAAUCGAAACUUUCAGAGUUCAAAGCUAUGUCUAUAAUCCCUAACUGCCUACGAAAACCAAGUGGUGUGUAUGCGAUAAAGGUACCCGAUAUGUAUCCAUUCUCCGUGUCCUGUGACUCGAAGUUCGCCGGUUCCGGGUGGAUCGUUAUUCAACGCCGUAUUAAUGGCAGUGUGACCUUUAACCGAGGCUGGGAUGAGUACAAGGCAGGUUUUGGGGAUUUGCGAGGCGAGUUCUUUAUCGGACUCGAGAAACUCCAUAAACUGACCCAAUCGCAACCUCACGAAUUAUAUAUAUCUCUAGAGGACUUUCAAAAUGAAACCCGUUAUGUCCGAUACAGUAACUUUGUUAUUGGCAACGAGACAGAGUUGUAUAAGAUAAAAAUGCUUGGAGAUUUUACAGGAAAUACUGGUGAUUCCUUCAAGUAUCAUUUACACCGAAAUUUUUCAACAUCAGAUCGCGAUAAUGAUAUUGCUGUGACAAACUGUGCUCGUACUUACGAGUCUGGAUGGUGGUUUUAUAACUGUUCUCACUGCGAUUUAAAUGGACCUUAUACCUCGAAAGGUGCACGACAUAAACCGAGAAUUUCUUGGAAUAGUUGGCACAUGAAGUCACUUAAAUUUACCCAAAUGAUGAUCAAACAGAAGUCUUCUUCGUUCGCAAAUGCUCUCUAAUGUUUACUGCAAAUUCUUCUUUUAAUU
Molecule: messenger RNA, 1527 nt
Organism: Drosophila montana
Lineage: Eukaryota; Metazoa; Arthropoda; Insecta; Diptera; Drosophilidae
Product: microfibril-associated glycoprotein 4-like
Exons: 2
Coding region: 586-1500 (304 amino acids)
Source: RefSeq, a predicted model, not a curated record